GAUCCAGUCCGGCUCCUACCUCAGCACCGGCUGGUUCACCCUCAUCCUCGCCAUGGACAUGUGCAAAGAGAUCCAUAUCUACGGCAUGAUAAAUGACACCUACUGCAAGACGGAGGGUUACAGAAAGGUUCCCUACCACUACUAUGAGGCCGGCAGCCGGGACGAGUGUGCAGAGUACGUGCUCCAUGAGAGCGCCCCCUACGGAGGACACCGUUUCAUCACAGAGAAAUCAGUGUUCGCCAAGUGGGCCAAGACUCACGCCAUCAAGUUCUUCAACCCACCGUGGCAGCUGUCGUGACCCUGGCUGAACCAGCAGGGAGAUACCACAUCUUCAUCAUCAUCAUCAUCGUCAAAGACCAGCUGAAUCUCUACACCGACAGAAAGCAUGUUUUCUAAUGUGCACAAAUAUCAAAUUCAGCACAUGGCUCUCUCCAUAUCUUUCUAAAAACGUUUUGUUUAGGGCUGAUUGGUUCAAGGCGGUGCCUCCUAAAUCCAGCCGCUUGUGUGUUUGACAGAUUUAAGGUCUGACCAACGCAGACAGAGAAAUCAUAUCUCCUGCCUCUUGAACAUUUAGUCCUUUUCUCCUGCAGCUGAGCGCUGAGGCAGGUGCACAGCGCUCAGCUCUGCACUGACUAAUCGAUCCAUUCGCUGCUCUGUGAGUUCAGCAAAGGAUGGCUCCAACACUAACUAAAAAAAAAAAAA
This is a messenger RNA of Paralichthys olivaceus (Japanese flounder), 702 nucleotides long. NCBI's taxonomy places the organism in Eukaryota, Metazoa, Chordata, Actinopteri, Pleuronectiformes, Paralichthyidae. The record is from RefSeq and is a predicted model, not a curated record.